Molecule: messenger RNA, 3893 nt
Organism: Camellia sinensis
Lineage: Eukaryota; Viridiplantae; Streptophyta; Magnoliopsida; Ericales; Theaceae
Source: RefSeq, a predicted model, not a curated record
UUUGUCAACAACGCCUCUCUCUCUCUCACUCUCUCAGCUUGAAGAAGAUGUCAAGAAGAGUUUCUGUUUCUUCCAUUAUUGGACAAAGAAGAAGAAGCAUUGCUGAUCAUAGUUGUCAAAAAGGUACAAUAUUUCCCUCUCUAAUUAAUCAUCCCUCCUCAUUCUUAUUUCUUCUGUUUCGUUCUCUCUCUACUUCUACCCGAAACUCUAGUUCUUCUCCUGUUCGAUGCAGUGAUCUCCAAGACGCUGUAAAUUCAUUCAAUCUCAUGAUCCAAAUGCGACCUUUCCCUCCCAUUUCUCAAUGCACGAAAGCUUUACGACCUAUUUUGAAAAUGGGUCAUUACGACAUCGCACUUCGUCUUAUUGGGAAAUUGCAUUUUCUAGGCAUUCUGGUCAAUAUCUACACCUUCAACAUUGCUAUUAACUGUUAUUGCCGCCUGAAUCAAGUCGAUUUUGGGUUCUCUCUUUUGGGUAUCCUCUUCAAACGCGGUUAUACACCCAAUGUAACUACCUUCACAACUCUGAUUAAUGGACUUAUUUUGCAAGAUAAAACUCCUCAAGCUGUGGAGUUAUUUAAGAAAUUAAUGAGAACUAGAGAAAUUGAACCCGACGUGGUUAUGUAUGGAACCAUUGUUAAUGGGCUCUGUAGAACGGGGAACACUAUCAGGGCUGUUAGUUUGCUUAGGAUAAUGGAAGAGGGAAGUUGUAAACCUAACACCAUAGUGUAUAACACGGUCAUUGACAGUCUUUGCAAGGAUAGAAUGGUGGAUGAUGCUAUGAAAUUAUUUUCCAAGAUGAAUGAACAAGGCUUUCAUCGAGAUGUUGUCACUUAUAACUCUUUGAUUCAUGGCCUAUGUAAUUUUGGCCGGUGGAAGGAGGCUACCGGAAUGUUUAGAGAAAUGUUGGAUAGUGGUAUUGCUCCAAAUGUUCAUACGUAUAGUGUGUUGCUGGAUGCAUGUACCAAGGAAGGGAAGAUGAAAGAGGCAGAGGGGGUACUUGAAGUCAUGAUACAAAGAGGUGUGGAUCCUGAUGUAGUCACAUACAAUGCUCUAAUAGAUGGAUAUUGUUUGCAAGGCCAAAUGGAUGAAGCAAUCAGAGUGUUCAAUACCAUGGUGGAUAGGGGCCUUCACCCUGAUGAUUUUAGCUAUACCAUUCUAAUCAAUGGAUAUUGCAAGAAAACGAAAAUAGAUGAGGCCAUGCAUCUUUUUCGAGCGUUGCCUCGAAGGGGGUUGAAACCUAACAAUAGAACUUUCAAUGCUAUGUUAUGGGGUUUGUUUCAAACAGGUAGAUGUGGAGCUGCUCAAAAACUUUUCAAUGAUAUGCAAGCUAUAGGCAUAAAUCCAAAUUCUCAAACUUAUGGUAUCUUGUUGGAUGGGUUGUGCAAAAAUGGGCAUAUUUCUGAAGCAUUGUCAUUAUUCCACAUGAUGGAAAGCAACGGUUUACAUCUUGAUAUUGUUAAGUAUAGUAUCCUCAUUGAUGCAUUCUGCAAGGAUAAAAAGCUUGACAUUGCAAGGGCCAUUUUCAGUAACCUUUCUUCCAAAAGAUUACAACCAAAUGUUAAGACAUACACUAUGACGAUUCGAGGUCUUUGUGAAGAAGGCUUACUGCAUGAAGCUAAAGAGUUGUUUGUUAAAAUGGAACAGAGUGGUUGUUUGCCAAAUGAUGUCACUUACAACAAUAUUAUCCGGGGAUUUAUUGGACAACACAAGUGCUAUGAGGCAUUAAUACUUAUUGAGGAAAUGGUUCAAAGGGGUUUUUCAGUAGAUGCAUCCAAUUCUUCCGUGAUCAUAGAUAUACUCUCGACUAAAGGACAAGAUCCUUCUCUCCGAGAAGUGAUAAAGAAGUUCAUGCCAAAAGAUAGUCAUGGAAUGCAUGAUAUUGAGUAAAUUUCUUAAACUAUGAAGGUAAAGCUUCACACAUUUUAAAUUAUAUAUUAUGAAGCUGUUCAAAAUAAUUCAAUGGCAAGAGCAAAUACUUGUUGAAUUGACAAUUGUUCCUUUUAUUCUAAGCUAUUCAAAAAUUAUAUAUUUUUUUAUAUUACUCUUUUGUUAUUUAUUAGUAUGCUAUAUAUUCUUGUGUUGACUAAAAUGACUAUCAGAAGUUCAUGCAUGGUUUGCUCCAAUUGAAGGUCGUGUACUGGUAGUUGGCUUGAUCAACUUUUGAAAUAUUUCUUAUGCUAGAAAGAAAACAUGCACCAUUUGGUAUAUCUGUGAUUUCAUUGUUGGGAUUAAGUAUGGCUCUUCUCUUACAUUAGGAUGAACAUGUGGAAGGAUUUGACUUUUGAAAACAUUGGUUAAAAUUAAAUGGAUAGAGAAUGAUCAUGUAGACUUUGAUUCAUUUGAAGUAGUUUAUAUAUUUUGGCUCUUAAGUCUAGCACAAUUAUCUAUAUAAUAAAGCACCUAGCUUUUUGAAAAUGUACUACAAUUUUGUCCUAGAUGUCGCUUUGAAUGGUUAGGUUUAACACAAUCUAAUGGUCUAAAAAUGUCCAAUAAACAAAUUGUUUUUUAAUGGUUGAGAUUGUUUGUUUGGCAUACAUCCUACGGUGGAGGAUACAUUUUCUCCUUUUGUUUCUUCUUCCAGCCUAUCCCUUUCUGUUCAACUCUCUCUCAUUUGAAUUUCAAAUUUCAAACACACCUUCUCUUAGUCUCACUCUCUGCUUCUCUCACACUUCCUCCUUCAUUCUCUUUUAUGGUUCAAUAAUCAAAAGGUUUUGGAUUAGACCCAGUUGGUUCAUCGCUUUCAAACCCUCCAAUCUCUUACCCAUUUCACUCUCUCUGAUUGCUGUCAACAACUAACCACGUGUCAACAACCAAUCGAAUCCAUUGAUUCGAACCCCAAAAUUUUCAAUCUGCCAUUGCUAGUCAACCUCCACUAAUCUCAUCACACCUAAAACCCAUCAUUUUUCUUACCAGAGCACCACCUUGCUCUGCCACCAUAGGCCAAAACACACCACCAUAGAUUUCUUACAAUUUUGUAGAAUCCCUUGAUUCUUCGGUUCGUAUAGUGGAGAAGCUGGGUCAAGACAGAGGUCGCAAAUGGAAGUCGAAGUUUGAAUUCAAGGUAUAAAAACGCGUCAUUGUUUGAUGCUUUUAGCUUAGGUCAUAGAGGAGCAACAUCGAUAGAUUAAGGGAUUUUACUCUUUCCUCCCUCUCUCUCUCUCUCAAGGUUAUUGUUCAAGGUAUCACACAAGAGAAUGCAAGGGAGAAAAGAUGCGGUUGGGUGUAGAAUCAUUGCUUUGAAAUGCACAAAACCUCCUGCAUUGGUAAAGUAUGAAUAGGUGUUGUUCAUAUCCUUUCGUAAAUAAUCACAACCACUCAAAAUAGGUGCAACCCAUUGAAGGGUUAUGCUUUUUCCACUGACAAGACAGCCGUUUGGAUUGAUCACAUUUGAACAUACCCGAUCUCUCUUAUGUGAAAUAAUUUCCAAUAAACCAUUUUAAGAGUCCUCCUGUUUUAUUAUAGUUUAAUGGGUGUCUUGUGAAUUCAUUUUAUGUCCAUUUUGCCUUUCACUUUGUCCUUAACAGUGCAUUCAUCUGGAACAAUAGAACACCUGUAUGCUAGUCAAUUUCUAUUAUUUGGAUGCCCCUUGUGCUCAUAAACAUGCAAGCUGUCCAUACAUCUGAAUGAAUGUUAGUUUCUAAGUUCUAUCCCUGGGAGUCUCUUCAUGAUCAGGUCAGAAUAUUAGAGCCUUGACAACCCGCAAGGGUGGCCCAGUGGGUGAGGGAAGAAAACGUGGGGUCUGGGAGUUUGCUCCUCCUGGAGGUCCCAAGUUCGAAUCCCACUCCCCACGGGUUACUGUGCGGGCCACUGGAGGUUUGCCCGGUCGUUAACUUCAGGGCCCUCAGGAUUAGUCCCAUGCUUCGGCUGUGGGGAUACCUGAAUAAUCAAAAAAAA